Diospyros lotus (date-plum) is the source of this 855-nucleotide messenger RNA. RefSeq names its product CASP-like protein 1. Bases 47 to 616 code for a protein of 189 amino acids. The transcript has 3 exons. Lineage: Eukaryota; Viridiplantae; Streptophyta; Magnoliopsida; Ericales; Ebenaceae. The record is from RefSeq and is a predicted model, not a curated record.
CCCCGCCCACGACUCUCUCGUCCAGACAAAAUUUUUGGUCUCCUCCAUGGCUUCAUCGGAAAAGUCUCUGCCGCCGCCGGAAGCCUCUUACCACAGCCGGUUGGUGGCGGCCGAUCUGGCUCUCCGGCUACUGCUAUUCGCGUCGGCGGUGGUGGCCGUGGUGGUGAUGGUCACCAGCAAACAAACUGAGAUGGUCCGUUGGCCGGUUGCUCCCUUCCCUUUGCUGCCCAGAGCUGCUAAAUUCAACCAUUCUCCGGCCUUAAUAUAUUUGGUAGCUGCACUAUCAGUUGCUGGGCUUUAUAGCAUCAUCACUGGGCUGGUUUCCUUCUUAGCACUCUCCAAGCCGGGCGCCUCAGCAAAGAUACUGGCCCAUUUCGUGAUCCUUGAUGUGCUGAUGCUGGGCAUCGUGUCUGCGGCGACCGGAGCUGCCGGAGGAGUGGCUUACAUCGGGCUGAAAGGGAACUCUCACGUGGGCUGGAACAAGAUUUGCAGCCUCUACGACAAGUUCUGCCGGCAUGUCGGAGGAUCCGUCGCCGUCUCCCUCUUCGCCUCCGUUGUUCUGGCGCUGCUUGUCAUCCUCUCCGCUUACUCCCUCUCCAAGAAGAUCCCCAAGUGAAGUCUCCGGCCACCGGAAACAACCAAAACCUUAACUAAGUAGUUGUUUGGUGCUGAAUUGGAACUAGAAAAUGUUGUUUCAUUGUGCAGUGUUUAAUUUUGAGUUGAUUUUUUCUUUUUGGGUAUUAAUUUUCUGAUGUGUAGUGUAUAUGUUGAUGUAAAAUAAGCUCUGUGAUUACCAAUUAUGGCAAUUUCAAGAUUGAUUCAAAAUAGAAAGAAAGAUGGAUUGUUUUUGGCAAA